Molecule: messenger RNA, 2902 nt
Organism: Zingiber officinale
Lineage: Eukaryota; Viridiplantae; Streptophyta; Magnoliopsida; Zingiberales; Zingiberaceae
Product: serine/arginine repetitive matrix protein 1-like
Exons: 13
Coding region: 136-2703 (855 amino acids)
Biological process (GO): regulation of mRNA splicing, via spliceosome; mRNA processing
Cellular component (GO): spliceosomal complex
Molecular function (GO): RNA binding
Source: RefSeq, a predicted model, not a curated record
UUUGUUCAGCUCGGGCAUUUAUUGCGCGUGCCCGAAGAAACCCUCGAGUUCUAGCUUCACAGCCCUCUUCUGGUUUCGAGGGUUGGCUGCUUUCUCUUCUCGCCCCUCUUCUCGAAACCCUAGAGGGAGAGGAGGAUGUCGGGCGGCUUCUUCCGGGGCACCUCGGCGGAGCAGGACACCCGGUUCUCCAACAAGCAGGCGAAGCUACUCAAGUCCCAGAAGUUCCCCCUGGAGCUCGAGCACCCGGUGGAUAUGACGAAGGUGAAGAUGGAUGUUAUCAAGCCUUGGAUUGCAACUAGGGUCACAGAGCUGCUUGGAUUUGAGGACGAAGUUCUCAUUAACUUUGUUUAUGGACUUCUGGAUGGCAAGGGAGUGGAUGGGAAACAGAUUCAGAUACAGCUUACAGGAUUUCUAGAGAAGAACACUGGGAAGUUCAUGAAAGAGCUUUGGGGACUUCUCCUCAGUGCUCAAGAUAACGCAAGUGGUGUUCCCCAGCAGUUCUUGGAUGCAAAACAAGAAGAAAUGAGAAAACGAAAGGUUGAGAGUGAUAUGAUAACUCAGGAAAUUCAGAAGAGAAAGGAAAGGGAAGGUAGAGAAUUUGAGCAAGAGAAGCAGAAGAGGCUGGACGUGGAAGCUGGUAAUUCAAGAUCCGCGAAUGCAAUUUCUGGCUCAAGUUCAAGACAUUCACAGUCGAAAGAUUCAAGACUUCAAUUAGAGGAGAGGGGUACAGAGAUUGAGAAAAGUCCAGUGGUAAAAAGACGGGAAGGGAGGUCAAGGAGUGCAUCUGUUUCUUCCCAAUCACGUAGCCGUUCUCCUAGUAAGCAGUAUCAUUCUCCACCUAGGAAUUCUAUUUCAUUGGAAAGGCGGUAUAAAUCUCCAGCAAGAAGAUCUAUUUCUCCUCGCCAUAGAUAUUCACCAAGGAAUAAUCGGUCACCUCCGAGACACAUAUCUCAUUAUGCUAGACAAAGAUCGCCUUCAACACCAAGGCAUGGAUCACCUUUGUCUGGACGUAAAUAUCUGUAUGGACGACGUUCUCCAUUAUCACUGCGCCAUAGGUCUCCUCCCUCACGUCGUAGAUCCCCCAUUCAAAAUCGCAGAAGAUCACCUUCUCCUAGACGCCGCUGGGACUCACCUUCUCCUAGACUUCGCAGAGAUUCACCUUCACCUGAACGUUGUAGGCGAUCACCUUCUCCCGGAUAUAGAAGGAGAUCACCUUCUCCCAUACGCCGCAAGAGGUCACCUUUACCAGCACGUAGGGGAUCACCUUCUCUGGCACAUCGAAGGAGAACAUCUCCCCCACGUCGCAGAAUAUCACCAUCUCCUUCACACCAUAGAAGAUCUCCUCCUUCGCGCCAUAGAAGGUCACCUUCUCCUUCACGCCAGAGAAGAUCACCUUCUCCAGUACGUCACAUGUCUCCUGUCAGACGUAGGUCUUCUCCCCCUCAGCAAUAUAGAUCCUUGUCUCCAAAGAGAUUAUCUUCAGAUCCUUCUCGUCAAGGACAAGGAAGAUCGCCUAGGGGUUAUGGUGCCAAUGCUCAACUGUCUCAACCUUCAAGGAAAAGCCACAGUCCUAAUAGGAAUCAUAGAGGUUCAAUUAGGGAAAUUGAUAGCAGAACCAAUGGCUUCGAUACUAGAAGGCUUGAGGAUGACUAUGCAUCUAAGAGGGCUGGGGAGGGACGAUCAUCAUCUCAUACUGCUUCACACAAAGUGUUGGACGAACAUACUGGCUCAAAGCGGAAUAUUCCAGACCGCAUUCUGCGCAAAUUGCCAGGUUCUUCUAAGUCGCCCAGUCAAGAUUCUAGAGAUCAAAUUGACAUCGAUGAUGAUGAUGAUCAUCGCAUGUUGCCUGAAAAUUCUUCAAGGCGGUCAGUCUCACCUAGUAAUUCAAGGAGAACAAACCUAAGAAGCAAUAGGUUGUCUGAAGAUGCUACCACCAAACAAUUUGACAAACGAAUGCCUCAUGAUAGCAUGGGAAUAAAUAAUGACAAGGAAAAAGCUGAUGUUAUCCGUGAGGAUGCGUAUCAUGACAUCAAUUCAACAUCUAAGAAAGGCAUCCAAAGUCAUCCAUCAAAUGUGAAAUCAAAGUCAGAUGAUGAAUGGAAUAGUGGUGUGGAUAUUUCGAGAAGAAAUGUAUCACAAGUGUUGCAAUCUCAAAUUGGUAUUGAAUAUGGCCCUCAAAGGGGGGUGCGGGGCGAAAAACAUUCCAGUGGUGACCGGCAAUCCUUGACGCUCUCUCCAUCUGAUGCUGAAAUGCAGCCCAAAACAAGACAUUACAAAGAAGAGACUGAUGAACAUAAACAUAGGAGUUCGGAAAAGAAAAGGCACAAAAGGUCUGAUAAACAUAAAAGAGAUUCAGAUAACACUUCCCACUCGGAUUCUGAUAUUGAAGACAAGAAGGAAAUCAAGAGAAGAAGGAAAGAUGAGAGAAGGUUGCGGAAGGAGGAAAAAAGGCGGAGGCGACAAGAGAGGCACCACAAAAGAUUAGAACGGCACUCAGAGAAGCAUAAAACUAAGAUUGCAGAUACUGUAACACCCCCAUCUGAUUUUGAGAAGGAUUGCAACGAUGAUGGAGCUGCGUCUAUUAAGGGCCAUUACUCAUCAGACAAUGCAUUUGAAACGGAGUCCGAAGAGAAGCAACUCGAGAUUGAGCUUCGCAAAAAGGCCCUUGAAUCUCUCAGAGCUAGGAAGGCUGUUAGGCAUUAAAUUCGUAGCCUUAGCACAGUUAGAACUUCCAUCUGCAUCUUGCUUGUGGUAUUGUUUCAUUUGUAUCAGACGAUGCGACGUGGAUUAAGCAAGCCCUGGUCUAAACUUAUAAUCUGGCAACUGAAGUGAAUCGACUAGGAACUUGUUAAAGUGACUUUAAUACCAAUUACUGCCAUGGCAUUCGGGAAUUUCAUAUUUA